CUCUGACAGAGUUCCCGGAGCAUAUUCGCAGUGCGCACUGAGCGCUAGUGUGCAUCCGGAGUAAGCCCAGUAAGAAAUGGCGCAUGCGGACGUGAGUAGAUAAGUUAAAAACAAAGAUUGGCCAUCUUGGAGCCAGUCUCUAGUUAAGCAAUGAGGGAGUGUGGUAUAUGGCAAAUAUACCACGGCUAAGGGCUGUUCUUAUUUUAUUUAUUUAACCAGGUAGGCCAGUUGAGAACAAGUUCUCAUUUACAACUGCGACCUGGCCAAGAUAAAGCAAAGCAGUGAGAUACAAACAGCAACACAGAGUUACACAUGGACUAAUCAAAUGUACAGGAGGCUGAAGAAAUUCGGCUUGUCACCAAAAGCACUCACAAACUUCUACAGAUGCACAAUCGAGAGCAUCCUGUCAGGCUGUAUCACCGCCUGGUACGGCAACUGCUCCGCCCACAACCGUAAGGCUCUCCAGAGGGUAGUGAGGUCUGCACAACGCAUCACCGGGGGCAAACUACCUGCCCUCCAGGACACCUACACCACCCGAUGUUACAGGAAGGCCAUAAAGAUCAUCAAGGACAACAACCACCCGAGACACUGCCUGUUCACCCCGCUAUCAUCCAGAAGGCGAGGUGGGUGUAGCAGGAGAAACCCACAGUCUGCCGUGUCCUCAGCGUUCACGCAUGUGGAGAGCGUCGAGCUGGUCCUGCCUCCACACGCUAAUCACCACGGCAACACCUCCGGACGACAAAUCAUGGCUUGGAUGGAGAACGCAGCCACAGUGGCAGCCAGGUACCCUCUAUCUAACAGGGUUCUAUGGCUGUCCCCAUAGGAUAGCCCUUUUUGGUUCCAUGUAGAACCCAUAAAAGGCUUCUUCUAUGGCAGGGGAAGGCAACCUUGUUCCUGGAGUGCUGCAGGAUUUUUGUUCCAACUAGGCACCACACCAGAUCGUGCUAAUUGAUCAGUUGAGUGAUUGCCUAAAUUCAACACACCCAGUCUCCCAGGUUGGUUAAAUCCAAAAACACUGCGUCACUCCAGGACCAGGGUUGCCUACCCCUGUCCUGUGGGGACAGCCGAAGAACCCUUUUUUUCUAAGAGUGUAGGUACACACGCACACCUUACACUCUCUCUCUCUCUCCAGUCGUUUGUGUGACCGCCCCUUCGGAGGUCUGUAGACAUGUUCCGCUUCAGAGGGCCCUCCUCUGUAGGAGACAGACUGGUCUUUAAGGCUGUGGUCAACAACACAUUUAACAACAGUAUUGAGGUAGGUGUCCUGAGUGGAGGCCUGUAACUGUGAGGAGUGGACUGCGAACAAAGCGCGUCACAUCAACAGCGCCUCCCUCAUCUACCAGCUGGCUAACACACCUGGAGACGUACCUGCCUGUCCCUCAAGUCACAUACACCAACAAGGACGGGGACAGGAGAUACCCGUCUGCCAUCGUAAGGAAGAGAAUUAUUGAUGGCUAGAAAGCACACCCUGUCCUGUAAGGAGGAGGCUCCUAUCUCUGUCCCCUGGGAUAAAAGGAACCAGGUGUAUCUGGGUUUUGACAAUGUAGCAGCUCUGACUGUACUGACCGGGGAAACAAGACUGGGGAAGCCAGCAGCAUCAGUGACAAGAUCGGUGUGUUUGUCCAUGGGGAGCUGCUGCUUUGUGUCCCAAGUUCAGAUGGUCAUGACCUCUGCCCUACAUGCCUUCACCCUAUUGGCUGACCUCACACUGCGACCUCUUUGGGGGACACUAUCUGGACCCCCAUGUGCUAGGCCUGAGGUCUGUAACCGUGGAAACAUCUCCCCCCCUGACCUCGCCUUCUGGAUGAUAGCGGGGUGAACAGGCAGUGGCUCGGGUGGUUGUUGUCCUUGACAAUCGUUAGCCCUCACAAUUCAGAGACAAUGUGUUAAAACCAUGUGUUCCAGGUGUGUUACCACAACCAGGUGACGUCAGGCGUGUUGCCGCAUGUAACCUGGCAGGCUGGUCUAAGUCUAUGGAGGAGACGGCUAGCACACGUACCACCUUCCUGGAGAGACACCACACACACUAAACCGGAGUCUGAUGGUUGAAUUGAUACUAUAUGGAGACUCAUGAUUCUAACGAGACAAAACACGUCUCUAGUCGAGCGGAGGCUAAUACAGGUGUCCAAUUUACCCAAAAUGUCUUGGUCACAUCAAAUGUAGGUCAUGUAUGUAAUAUCAGUCUAAUUUAUUGAAUUUUGCAAGAAAUAUUUCAGAUGUUGAUGUGAAUGAACGUGCAGUAAUAAUGAUACUCGAUGACAAAACAAAUGAUGUGAAAUGCAAAUAAAAACCUAUAUUUUUAA
This is a messenger RNA of Oncorhynchus kisutch (coho salmon), 2303 nucleotides long. It is a transcript of the gene acot12, whose product is annotated as acyl-CoA thioesterase 12. The record is from RefSeq and is a predicted model, not a curated record. The coding region runs from base 1451 to 1819 and encodes 122 amino acids. Lineage: Eukaryota; Metazoa; Chordata; Actinopteri; Salmoniformes; Salmonidae. The transcript has 6 exons.